UACUCUACAUUCUCAUCCCCAAGAUCACCGAUCCAGCCACAUUCUUCUCCAUUCACCGCAACAUCUCCAAAUCUUAUUCUCCGAUGCCUACUCCCUGCGUUCAAAAUUACUUGUCGCAGAAAUGAAUGUAUCUAGACGUAUUUUAGUUCUAGAUACAUCGUUUUCCGAGACAAGUAAUUCCGAACGGAGGGAGUAGGAGCUACUGCUGGUUGUUAGCCUUCGCCUCGGUUUGGUGUAUGCGAGCGAUGCUCGCCGGGGCCGAGGAGCAGCAAGGGGAAGGCUGCUCGAGCUCGGCCAGGAGGUGCGGCAGCUUCACCAUCUCCCACCCAUUCUGGCUCUCUAACAGUGAGGCGCAAAGAUCGUAUGGCCCCCAGGACUUCGAGGUCGCUUGCCAUAACAAGAAUUUUCCAGGUCUACGGAGCUCUAUACCCUCGGCCUCGAACCUCGGCUUUGCAAUCAUCGACAUCUCUUACAAGGAAAACAGUUUGCGCGUCGUCGAUCAAGGCAAUCUGGAAAUACUGCAAGCCUCCAACAGCUGCCAUGGAACGAUAUUGAACACCUCCGUCAAGCUGGCCCAACCGUUUAGGAUCAACCCCGUCGGCCUGAGCCUCAUCUUGUACAACUGCACGGAGGAGAGCGCAGCCGCCGCGGCGACUGUGGCACGUCGGGACAGAGACUUGGUAAAGACCGGAGUCAGAUGCCGGAACGAGAGCAACGUGCUUGUCCACACGGGAGUACCUUACACGACCGGGAACUACGGCGGCUACGCUUUGAAGGGCUGUGAAGCUGUCGUCGUGCCGGUGAUGGGCUCGUCGGGCGAGGCCAACAUGAGCAACUACGAGCAGCUCAUCAGCGAUGGCUUCCUCUUGACAUGGGAUCCGCCGGAACCUCUCCCUCUCCCUGCACCUGCACCUCUCCAUGCGCCUGCACGUACAUGUAAGUUCACCCGUCAAAUCAUCUAUCAUUCAGGUUUGUAG
Triticum aestivum (bread wheat) is the source of this 977-nucleotide messenger RNA. RefSeq lists its product as uncharacterized. NCBI's taxonomy places the organism in Eukaryota, Viridiplantae, Streptophyta, Magnoliopsida, Poales, Poaceae. The record is from RefSeq and is a predicted model, not a curated record. Gene Ontology annotation, molecular function: polysaccharide binding. The coding region runs from base 237 to 977 and encodes 246 amino acids. The transcript has a single exon.